CAUAUCACCGAUUGUUCUAGUAAAUUCUUUUUAGAGCUUCAUAAAGAGUUAUAAAACACAAAUCACUCAUCUCAUGCUCUGUGAAUACACAAAAUAUUCAUCGAGUUUGAGUCCAUUUAAAACAAUAUGUUGUACUUCGCAGAGUUAUAUAAUUCAUAUAAGAUUCAUCAUCGUUCAAUGAGAAACAAAAGACUCUCCUAAAAAUCUCCACCUACCUUGAAGCCCUAGGAGCUAGAUUCUUUUUGUUUACAACUUACCAUUACCACACUCCAUUGAACUUUGAUUAUGGAUCUAUGAUUACCCAUCUUUCCACCAAGAUUUUACCAUAUGCGUGUCUCAAUCUUGUGGAAGUGGAAGGUGAAAACUGAAAACCCAUUACCGUUUUUUUUUUAUUUACAAGGGGAGUUUUAACCUUGGUAGAAUUCCCUCAAUUUCCUUUGGGUUCUACUACUGUAUUGGGUUAUGGAGAAGGGGCAAGUGUGAGCUAGUGAUUGAAGGGACAAUGGUGCUUGGGAAUCUAGAAAAGCUAAAAGCUUGGAUACUUUCCUUUUACUGAAAGAGUGUGAGAUCUUCUAUUAGGUACAAAACCACUUGCCUGUUGUUUUUUUGACUCUAUAAUGGAGAGAUUCAUGGAGGUGAUGGGAAGGUCCAGCUCCAAUAAUGUGUGAAUGUGCCCUCUAGUGACAAGUGCCCUUAAGAGAAGACCAACUUUUGGGACAAUUUGUGAAGGAAAAUGGCCUUAGAGUAGGGUUGUCCAUUCAUUUUUUUUUUUUCAGUUUCUAGUGUCUUUCCUUUUCCUCUCUAUAGUUUGUGUUCUUUCACAAGUCUUAUCUCAUCUUGCCUCUCCUCCUCUUGUUGUGUUUGACUUCAUUGCUUCUAGCUAGUUACCAAUAAUGUAUCAAGUUGGCUUUGUGGAAAUGUUACCAAAAAAGCACGAUGAAAGUUGAAUAGACGAGGCGUCAUUGUCACCCGAUUUAAACAAAAAAUUCUCACUUAUUGAGUUUGAUUAUGUCUUUAAUCUUACAAACCCAAUAUGUUAUUUGAGUUGAAAAGAAACUUAGAGACUUAUUAAUAAGUUUGAUAUUAUCUCUUAUUUAAUAAAUUUUUUAUGUGCACUUAAGAACUUAAUUUAAUGAAAAGGUACCUUACUGUCGUACCGACUUGCUAUUAUUUUCCCUUAAAUGCAUUGAUUUAAUUCAAUUUUAAUUAGUAAUCUAGCUAAUUUAUGUUUGGUUGCUGAUUCUUGUUGCUUUAGAAAGGGUGAGAAAUAAAAAGGAGAAGUAAACAUGCUUUUAAUAUAUUUAUUUUCAACUGUGAAUACAAAAACUUGAAUAGAUAAUAAACGCUCACUUGGAAGAUGGGGUGCGACAAUAUUGUGAUUGAGUCCGACUCUCAGCUGGCCAUCCAGCUGAUAAACAACUGGCGGAACCCUGUUCACCCAUAUGCUUCUUUGCUUGAUGCUAUUCGGAGAAAGAUUGCUCAAAACUGGCUGGUUAGAAUAGUUCAUACUUAUCGUGAAGGGAAUAGAGCUGCGGACUGGCUCUCGAAGCACAGUCUCAUCUAUCCCUACGGUAUGCAUGAACUCUCUAAUCCGCCUAGAGAGAUAGGUCAGAUCCUUCGGGAUGAUUUUAUGGGUGUUUCUUUCGAGCGCCAAGUGAUGGCGCCUCCUGAUCUGUAAUCCCUCCCUUUCUUGGCUUCGGCCUCCUUGAAUGCAAAAAAAAAAAAAACGCUCACUUAAGAACGUCAACGAGUUGGCCUAAUGAUAUUGUGAGAAUGAGAACAUCCACCACAUCCUAAAUUCGGAUUUUGGGACCAACAACCAACGAAAAGAAUUAAGGCUGACUUAGAAA
Linum trigynum is the source of this 1850-nucleotide messenger RNA. Lineage: Eukaryota; Viridiplantae; Streptophyta; Magnoliopsida; Malpighiales; Linaceae. The record is from the annotation of a GenBank genome assembly.